AUGGCGGAGGAUGACCGCAGCCUUGAGGUCAGGGCGGUUGCCGCCGCCUUUAUGUCGGUGGCUUGCGUGACUGUGAUACUUCGAAUCUAUGUGCGCGGAUGGAUCGUUCGUGCCUUUGGCUGGGAUGACUGGGCCAUGGUGUUUGCAAUGGCCUUCUACGCCAUGUUCUCCGGCUGCAUGAUCGGAGGCAGCUUAUACGGGACCGGACGACGCUUCGGCGACUUGACAGCUCAUCAGCGCGUCACUGCCAUGAAGUACUGGUGGCUAUGCGAAAUUGCCUACUGCUUCGCAGCCGUGUGCUGCAAGAUCUCCAUCUGCAUCUUCCUGAUGCGCAUCACCGUGCGCCGCAUGCAUAUUAUCAUUCUCUGGAGCGUGAUGGGCAUGACCGUCCUUGCGGGCAUCGUCUUCAUGUUCAUCAUGUUGCUGCAAUGCAGGCCGCUGCAGUAUUUCUGGACCCGAAAGGCUUUCAACCCCGACAUCCACGGCUCCUGCAUGGACAUCCAGAUCGUCAUCGCCAUGACCUACGUGUAUAGCGGAUUUGCUGCGCUGUGCGACUUUACCGUGGGCAUUCUGCCAAUCUUCCUCGUCAGGAAGUUACAUAUGAAGCAGCAGACGAAGAUGGCGGUCGUGGGUAUUCUGAGUAUGGCUUGCAUCGCCUCCUCAGCAACUAUCAUCCGCGUUCCAUGGGUGCAUACUUUCGCUGACCCGGACUUUCUCUGUAUGCCCUCCUCCCUCCCCUCCCUCCCAAUUCCCCCAACUAAUCCACCUGCAGACGCCACCGUCGAAAUCGCCAUCUGGUCCAACAUCGAAGCCGGCCUCGGCAUAACAGCCGGCAGUCUGGCGACUCUCCGCCCGCUGGUCCGCAAAUGGCUCGGCUCGCGCUCCGACCCCAACUACACGCGCUCCCCCUUCCCAGCCCCCUCGGGGUCCCGCCGUCUCGGCGGAAACCACAAAAGCGGCCUCAGCCGCGACAGACCCUUCCCGCUCGGCUCGCUCGACACAACUGGUGUGCAGGACCGUCUUCGCCCCGAUAAAUUGGCUGUCACGGUCACGACGAUUCAGAGUCAGGUGGAGCCUGAGAGGCCGUGGAGGGGGCAUGUGGGCGGUGGGAGUGGGGGUGGGAUUACCGCCACGUCGAAUAGUAGUGAGGAGAGGCUGACGGGGUCGGCGGGGAAUGGGAAUGGGAAUGGGAUGAUGGGGGGUGAUUUGGAGUUGGGCAUGGGCAUGGGCAUGGGGAUUCAUCGCACGUUUGAAGUGACACAGACGUCAUCUUCGGGACGGGGGUCGGUGAAUGCUGCCGAACAUGUCUGAAACUUGACUCGACCGAGACCCGAAGCCGAAACCGAAACCGAGACUCGACUUUGAAUUUCCGGUCUGGCCUGUCAGUCUAUUCUGUCAGCGUGAUGAGCAUUCGAAUUUGCAUGGGUAUAUAUCAUUUCUUUCUUUUGUUUAGGACU
Molecule: messenger RNA, 1457 nt
Organism: Aspergillus heteromorphus CBS 117.55
Lineage: Eukaryota; Fungi; Ascomycota; Eurotiomycetes; Eurotiales; Aspergillaceae
Product: putative integral membrane protein
Exons: 4
Coding region: 1-1311 (436 amino acids)
Source: RefSeq, a predicted model, not a curated record